Messenger RNA from Malaya genurostris, 964 nucleotides. RefSeq names its product ubiquinone biosynthesis O-methyltransferase, mitochondrial-like. Gene Ontology annotation, biological process: ubiquinone biosynthetic process. The record is from RefSeq and is a predicted model, not a curated record. Bases 23 to 943 code for a protein of 306 amino acids. The transcript has 4 exons. Lineage: Eukaryota; Metazoa; Arthropoda; Insecta; Diptera; Culicidae. Gene Ontology annotation, molecular function: 2-methoxy-6-polyprenyl-1,4-benzoquinol methyltransferase activity.
CCCGAACAGGUAGCACGUAAAAAUGAGUCCUUACUACGGAUUGUACGUUGUUCUAGGAUUAGUGUUCAAAUUGGCGGAGAUUGUGAUUCGGGUAUUGAAAGUGAAUUUAUUGAUGAAAUCCUUAGAAGCACGUUUCGGAAACUUUAUUAUUGGCCUCAAUGACAGCCGACCGAAGGAAUCUGCACCUAAGGAUAGUGUUAGUAAAACUGAAAUCGAUCAUCUUGCAAAAAUGGUUCACUGCUGGUGGGACAAAAAUGGGCCAGCAAAGAUGCUGCACACGUUCUAUCAAGUUAGAGUACCACUCGUGGUCAAUGGUCUAGUUGAAACUGGACGAAUCGCCAAAGGGGAUGCAUCUAAAGUUGACUCUCUGGAUGGAGUAAGAAUUCUAGAGGCCGGCUGUGGCGGUGGUGUAUUGGCCGAAGAUUUAGCCCAAUUUGGUGCCUACGUUGUAGGAGUUGACCCUGGAAUAGAAAUGAUCGAUUUGGCCAAGAAGCAUUUAGAUACGGAAUCAGUCGAUCUUAAGGAUCGCAUUGAGUAUCACACAACCACUGUUGAAGAACAUGCUAAGAAAUUUGCUGGCACAUACGACGCAGUUGUGUGUUCCGAAGUAAUGGAACACGUUGAUGAAAAAGAAUCCAUACUGGAGGCAUGUGUUAGCUGCUUAAAACCUGGAGGAUCGCUGUUUAUUACUACCGAGAGCCAAACCAUGCUGGCAUGGUUUUUCUUUAUCAUCAUAUCCGAGUAUAUUCUUCGAUUCAUUCCAAAAGGAACCCAUUUUUAUGAAAAAUUCGUCUCAGCUGAUACUAUUUCGAGUAUCAUUAGCAAAUACGGAUGUGUCACGCAUAAAGUCCAUGGGUUCUUUUACGAUCGUCCGAUCAAUACGUGGUAUUUCAUAAACAAUCAAGACUGCAACUAUGGAUUACAUGCUGUAAAAAAUAAAUAAAAUAAAAUCCAUCAAACAACA